UCAAUCCUCGGCUGGUCGUCGAUGUAAAUAAAUUGCUUUGCAAUUAUURUAUCGGUUCUGAAUGAAGGAUUAAUAAAUGGGUAAAAAGACCAAGUCAGGAGUAGGUCAGAGUCUUGUAAAAGCAAGAGGCCGUGGAUCCAAGCAUGGAGAUAGUUGGCGACAUACAAGUGAGUUAAAUGAUGCAGUUGGGAGUCAAAGAUUAAACAUCAGCUCUAUCACAGAGCAAAGUGCUUUAGAUGACUUUUUGGCUACAGCACAACUUGCAGGAACUGAAUUCACAGCUGAAAAACUAAAUGUGACAGUUGUAACUGCAAGCCGCAAUGAAGGAAUUUUGACAGCAGAACAAGUAUCAAAUAUAAAACAAGCACAGGAAAAGAAUAAAGCGUCACUAAGAAUUCCUAGAAGACCUCCCUGGACAACCAAGAUGUCAGCGCAAGAGCUUGAUCUGAAGGAGAGGGAUACUUUUAUAGAAUGGAGAAGACAGUUAGCCAGCUUGCAAGAAGAAGACCACAUUAUUCUCACACCCUUUGAGAAAAAUAUUGAGUUUUGGAGGCAACUUUGGCGGGUGAUAGAAAGAAGUGAUGUAGUGGUUCAAAUUGUAGAUGCAAGGGAUCCUUUGCUUUUUAGAUGUGAAGACUUGGAAGCGUAUGUCAAAGAAGUUGAUCCUAAAAAAGAAAAUUUGUUGCUAAUCAACAAAGCUGAUUAUCUCACUCCUUUUCAAAGAUCCACAUGGGCUGAAUAUUUCAAAGAUGAAGGAAUAGCAGUUGCAUUCUGGUCAGCACUUGAUGAGACAGAAAGGCUUCAAAAGGAAAGUAAAGAUGGCGAUGAAGAGGUCUCKGWUGAAAAAGAACCUAGUGUUGAUGACGACGAUGAUACCRAUGAACUUAAUGAAGAAGACAGCUCGCUUAUUACUUCUCGCUUUGCUGAACUCUCMACAGAAGAGAAACAACUCAAUGCUAACACAGCAAAAAMCCAAGAAAUACUMAARCCCCACARCGUGGAGGGAAGUCAAGAAAUAGGUGAAAGCAUACCAACAGAUUCGAGUAAUAUUACUGCUAGUAACAGUGAAAAUGUWACCGAAAACAAACAAGCCGACAUGGUUAAAGAAAAACUAAGAACUGACGAAAACGAACAUGAAUCUUUAUUGGUCAACGAAAAUAACCACAGCAAUUUAGAAUUCUCAGGGAAAUUAUUAAGUAGUGACGAACUGAUAAGAUUAUGUCAAAAUCUCCACCAUAGAAAUGACUCAACACACACAACUAUUGGAAUGGUUGGAUAUCCUAAUGUUGGGAAAAGUUCUACUAUUAACGCGAUUCUACAGCACAAGAAAGUAUCGGUUUCCUCAACUCCAGGAAAAACCAAGCAUUUCCAGACUUUACACCUGGACAAKGAUGUAUGUCUGUGUGACUGUCCAGGUCUUGUAUUCCUAUCAUUUGUUUCAACAAAGGCUGAAAUGGUUGUUAGUGGUAUUUUACCAAUAGAUCAAAUGAGAGACCACCUACCGCCCGUUACUUUGGUAUGUCAGCGGAUACCGCGUGAGGUUCUGGAGCUUGUUUAUGGAAUCAACAUAGCGAAACCARAAGAAGGUGACGAUCCUGACCGGGCUCCCUUUGCCCAUGAAUUACUAGAUGCUUAUGGGUAUAUGCGCGGUUUCAUGACAUCACAUGGUACUCCCGAUGGUCCUCGUUCGUCUAGAUAUAUACUAAAAGACUACGUCAAGGGCAAAAUACUUUACUGCUCACCUCCCCCUGGUGUCAAUUCUGUUGAGUUUCAAAGUGGCCGCUUUGCUACUGGAAGAUUUGAGAAUAUCGAGGAGGYUUUAGAAAAACGGCGGAUUGAGGCAGAAAAGCAUAAAGGGAAYAAGACAGCAAUAAGUUCCGUCGACGCCGAGUUUUUCGCAAAGAAAGAAGUUCGUCAUUUUGUUAAGGGGACACCAGUGAUGUUACCAGGGCAACCAGUGGAUGAGACAUCGGAGGGAAUGGUUUACAAGCCAUGGAAGAAACACAAUAACAAAAACAAACGAGAGAAACUAAGACGACUGGAGAAGAAAUCACGAUAGCACAGAUUUUCUGAUUAUUAAGUCGUCAAUAAUAUGCGUCUAUUUCUGCAGAAAAAAACCCGGCUUAUGAGGACUGUUUUAACGUGGGAAAAAUAGCAACAAUAACUCCCAUCAUCCUUUGUUGAACUUAAU
This is a messenger RNA of Exaiptasia diaphana, 2191 nucleotides long. Its product is annotated as large subunit GTPase 1 homolog. Gene Ontology annotation, molecular function: GTPase activity; GTP binding. The transcript is spliced from 16 exons. The record is from RefSeq and is a predicted model, not a curated record. Gene Ontology annotation, cellular component: cytosol. The coding region runs from base 77 to 2059 and encodes 660 amino acids. NCBI's taxonomy places the organism in Eukaryota, Metazoa, Cnidaria, Anthozoa, Actiniaria, Aiptasiidae. Gene Ontology annotation, biological process: ribosomal subunit export from nucleus.